This is a messenger RNA of Spodoptera frugiperda (fall armyworm), 4986 nucleotides long. RefSeq lists its product as uncharacterized. The record is from RefSeq and is a predicted model, not a curated record. Lineage: Eukaryota; Metazoa; Arthropoda; Insecta; Lepidoptera; Noctuidae. The transcript is spliced from 3 exons. The coding region runs from base 18 to 710 and encodes 230 amino acids.
CCGUAAAAAAGUGGAUCAUGUUCGACCGGACCCGAGUAGAAAGUGAAACCGCUCCGUACGGAUACUUUAUAAAUUGUAGCAACGACGGUAGCGAGCUCAGUCGAGGCGCACGCGUCGUGCCGCGUCAGUCACGCCAUCUCUGGACGAAAAUGCAUACACUAAUCCUGGCUGCUUUGGCUGCCGUAGCGACGGCGAUGCCAUCCUACAUCGCGGUGCCCGCGGAUCAGAUCGCGUUCGUGGAUCUGUCUGCGUUGCGUGUGCGUCGCGUGCCACGACAGACCCUGUCCCCACCACCGCCGCCACCCCAGUUGCCACUACCACAGCUCCCGCAAGCGUUCUAUGAACAGGAGUACCCUACUACUUUGCAGCAGUAUCAGCAACAGCAAGGCUUGACGCCAGUUCCAGUACCAGUUCAAAUCCAAGUUCAAGAGAAUGAGGCUCCAGCCAGACUCGUCAGACUUCAGCAGCAGCCGCAACAGCAGCUGCAACAGCAGCCGCAACAGCAGCUGCAACAGCAGCUGCAACUGCAGCCGCAACCACAGGAUUCGAUAGGUUCAACUACCUUCGGAGCUGCCUCUCAAUUUGCAGAAAGACCGCCCGACUUCGGGGAGUAUGUGGAUUUCGGGGCUCAUACCGGAGACCAUGGGUCCUUCGGGUGGUAUGCCGAUUACCCAGUGAACAAUCAUCAAGAUUCUAGCUACAGAAAGUAGGUAAAUCAAUGAGCGAACAGAACAAAUCCAAGGAUCAUAGAAAAACUAUUGUAGUUUAUUGAUGAUUAGGAUUUUAGUAGCAAAAUAUUCUGCGUCUCGCUCAGAAUUCGUACCAAAACUAGAUGCUAAAAGUUGCAAUUAUCUUGCCAAGCACUUGUUACUCAAAUAAGACCAAAGACAGUAUUAUUCCAAGUGAUAUCAUUAGGUUUAGGUUCGUAGCUGAAUAACCGCACAUUUGUUACAAACGGUUCAUUCCGCUGAUACGUUUAAUGCACUUUCAACGUUAGUUCCUUUUUAUUAGAGUUAAGUUUACAAAGUACACUGUGAUACGUACGAAGCUUAGGUAGAUGUUUCUUCUUAGAUCUUGCUUUAUCUUCUGUUUCUAUUUCUUUCUUCUUCAUUUCUUUCUUUUCUUGCACUUCACUGUUAUGCUUGCUUGAUCACGCUUUUUAUCACACAUUUUUGUACUUAAAUGCUCAACAUAUCAUCAUUCUAUUGACUUACCUUUACAUUAUCAAUCUUAAUGUUUCAUUUCCUCUAUUCUAUCUAUCUGUUUAUGCAACUACUGUAUCGCUAUAGAAACUAUUUUACAAAUAUAAAUGUUACAAAUGUUAUAUUCUUCUUCGUUUCAUUUCACGCUAACAUUUCAUUAUUCUCUUCUAUAUUCAUGCUCGUUCACAUUAUCAUAUGUACUGCAACUAUUCUAUCUCAUUCGUACCAAAAUCAUACAUUACCUAAUUCAUUACAUCUAUUGUAUUCAUUUCUGCAUGCAUCUUCAAUCAGUUUGCAGCCUAAUGUAAGAUUUGUAUGAUCCAUAUAUACAAUGCUACAGAAAAUAAAGUUUUACUAACUCGACCAAAAAUACUUGGAGAAAAUCUGAGCAGAAAUUGUUAUUUUGUCAUAAAAGAUGUCAGGUACCGUGUCUGUAAGACCUUGAUCGGACUAAGAUGUAACAAACUUAAUCUUAUAUCUACGCUCAUUUAUAUCUUUAAUGCUAUCUUGCCCAUUUAUCUUCAUAUUUCGCCUUUCGAAACAUCGCUACUAUUACACUAUGAUCUUCCUUUCUAUCUUUCAUAAGCUCACCACUUUAGUCUUCAUCAUAUGAACUUACCAUUUCUACAUCACAUUUGUCAUCUCUUAAAUCAUCGACUACAUAUUUCAUUCCAUAUUUCUCUGUCUGCUCAUUACCUUUUUCAUUAUUACCAUAUUCAUAAUCUACACUUUUGACUUUAAAACCUUGACUAUUACUAUUUACAUUUCUGUCUUUCAAAACUCUUUUUGCAGCUAUUUUUAUUUCUUAAUUUAUCAUCUUUCGUAUACAUACACAAAUACAUUAUUUACAUAUCAGUAAUGAUUAUCAUUAUUUUACAUUUUUAUUACUUCUAUAUUCUUCUUCUAUAAAUCGUUUUUAUUACUUCUAUCAUACUUAAGAACUUAUUUAUUUCUAUUCAGUAUUUCUUGACUUCUUCAAAUAUCAUUUAAACUUCUUUUUUCAAUUCUAAAUCUAAAUCUACAUCUGUGAAACUUAUUCUUUCCUAUGAUAUUUCAAAGAAAUAUUUUGUCUUACUUUAUUAUAUCGUCCUGUACUAUCGUUUACUUGACCCAAUUUUAAAUCUAUCUCUGUUUCUCGCCUAUACUAUGUUUCCUAUAUUUCUUAAAGAAACGAAUGCAUUCUUUUCUUUUUUUAUUUUGUUUUUCACUUUUGUUGUCUUGACUUCAUCUUUCAACCUCUAUCUCUAUAACUUAUUUACAUAAAAAAUACUAAAGAUCAGUAUUUUCAAUAUUACCUAUAUCUUCAUCUAUAAAUUAUAAAUACUAUUUACAACCUUCCCCAGUAUCUAUCUUGUAUUUUAUAUAUGUAUCUAUAUUAUACUUUCUUGUCUAUUCUUUCAUUUCUUUAUAUCAGUAUUUGUAUAUUUAUUCUCAUCUUAUAUGAAAAUCUAUCUCUUUACUUUUGAUCUAAGUAUUUAUUAUAUUUAUUUUAUUUUUAUACUUUCAUUAUAUCUUGCUAUAAACUAUUGUACACCUUAUUCUAUUCUAUCUUAAAUUCAAAAUCUAUUUGUCUUUAUCUCCUCUACUUCUUUCCUAUACCUUUCUUCUAUUUUAUUUAUUUCAUCUUCUUUUAUUUCUAUUCCUACAUAUAUCUUUCUAUCUUUUAUACUUUUCUUGACUUUAAAUGUUUAGAAAUAUGAAAUUAUAUUCAUAACAUAUAUCACUAUCAUGAAUAUUUCACAUAAUUUCUUCCUAUCUUUAAAUUCAUAUCUUUUCCGUUUGAUUUCUUAUUCUUUUUUUCCCCAAAUACUUUGACUUUUAUCUACUCUUUUUAUUUCUGUAUUUCUUUAAUACAAUUUAUUUUCUCUUUUAAUUCUUCUUUCUACAAUAUGUUUGAAACGUUCAUCUAAAUAUAUUUCUUAAAUCCUUGGUAUCUUCCCUACAAUCGCUAUCUAUACAUCUACACUUACACACUUUUUCUCUUAUAUCUCUUAUUUUUUUAUCAAGCUUCACUAUCUUUUCAUUUACUCUUAAAACUAUUACAUAUCAACACCUUUUUAUCAUUAUUUUCUCUGAAAAACGGUGCAGUUUUAAUAUUCUUGCCUACCUGUCUGUCACAUUACUAUCAAUCUUAUUUUCAAUCUUUUCCUCGGUCUUUCUUAUUUUUUUCUUCAUUUUUUUUUUAUGUGGUACAUUUUCAUAUUGAUCUGUUACCAAUUUUCUGUUCUCUAUCUUCACUUUACUUAUUUCAUUUAAUUUCUUAUUACUUUAAGUUUCUACAUCUACAUCAUUAUCCUCCAAUCUUUUACUAUUGUUACACCUACUACAACUAUUUACUACGAACUUAUCCUUUUAUUUCCUUUCGUUUCUCUUUAAUUCAUUUCUAUCAUGUCUUUUUCAUUUUACUGGAAAUAAUUAUUAUAUCUUCACUUUAUUCAUUAUUCAAUAUUUUUUUCUUUCAAUACACUUCUAUCAAUCUCUACUCUGCUCCUUUUAUCAAACUUUUUACUUCUUUACCUUUUGAUAGAGCGAGACACUACGUUCUACGAAAUUGAAUAUAAAAAGCCAAAGUAUCUUAUGAUAGGUGAAAUAAUAUGAUUAAAAAAAAAUUAAGAUGGUCUAUCUCAACCAUGUAAUCUUAGCAAAAGCGGGUAUGGAAGAGGUAACUGCGAACUACGAAGUAUUGGUGGAACCUUUGCAAACUAAAGCAUGGCCAUGGAAGAAUGUUUCUACAAAUAUUCUCAGUCAGACAAAAGUAUGGCAGUUUUGAAGUACCUACGCAGAAAUGGAUACGAUACAGUAUUGGAGGCUGCAGACAUGAUGGUGUAUCAAUUUUAUACCAGACUGCAAGAUGGAAAGUUAUGUAAAAUGAUUGAUGCAAGCUUUGAACACACUCCGCACGUACGAGGAUAGCGAAUCUGCCUUUACUAUUUCUAGAUAUGUCAUUUCUAUCUAAACUACCUUACAAACUUUUCUUUUAUUUCUACAUUUACUACAGAAGCAAUUCUUAUUUCUACAAUCUUUACUUUACAGACUUUUUUACUCACUGUUCUUUUGACUUUUGUUCUUUUCUUAACUUCUUUUACACUUCUUCUUAUGCUACGCUUCUUUCACCUACUACUCAUAUUUCACACUACUCUUGUAUCUUUACUUUAUUCUUUUUUCUUUUCAAUGUUCUAUUAUUUCAUCAUUAUCUUUACUCUUUUUCAAUCUCAUUUUUGCUUUUCCUAUACUAUACUCUAUCUUUAAGUCUAUCUCUAUCUUUAUUACUACUAUAUCUUUACUCUUUUCUUUUCUUCAUUUAUUACUCUAUUCUAUUUUUCACUUGCUUAUUUCCUUCUCUCUACCUUAUAUUCUUGCUUAUUCUAUCUUUUAUUUACUUCCAUUUUUAUAACUACUCUUAACUUAUUCUUGCAACUUUUUUAUACUUCAUUUAUACUAUACUGCAUGCUUAUAUUCUUUUUUCAUUUCUUUAUCUGUCUUCUCUCUUCUACUCUACGCUUCUUUCCUUUCUCUAAACACUUCUUUCUGCUAUCUUUCACUUUCAUUUCUUUCUUGCACUAUUCUAUCUUUUUCUCGCUUUCCUAUUUCCUUACUUUAAUCUUCUUUCUUUUUCUCCUUUAUACCAAGCUACCUGGUGCGAUUUAGAACAAAUUACGUCUAAGUAUUGUUGCACAGUAUUGUUAUUUGUUGUUGUUAUUAAAUCAUUGUUGAUUACCUGACUAUUGUUUUCUUUGUUUUAUAUUUCAUUUGAAUCGACGAUUAAUAAAUUGUUGAAACGGUA